Messenger RNA from Durio zibethinus, 927 nucleotides. Its product is annotated as small RNA-binding protein 11, chloroplastic-like. The record is from RefSeq and is a predicted model, not a curated record. Lineage: Eukaryota; Viridiplantae; Streptophyta; Magnoliopsida; Malvales; Malvaceae. Gene Ontology annotation, molecular function: RNA binding.
ACCCACCCAACACACAGUAUUGUCAACUGUGGCACGACCCAAAGGGAUCCCGUUCGGGUUUUUUGGCUCUGGCCUCUCUCUCUUUCUGUGUCUUUGCAGUGGACAUGGCGGCACUCAGGAGACUUAUUACGGGAAACCCAAAACACUCUUCCCUUUUUCCUCCAACCCUUCUUAUCUGUCGUAGAGGUAUCGCCUCUAAGCUCUUCGUUGGAGGUCUAUCCUUUUACACCUCGGAGAAAGGAUUAUUGGAUGCAUUUUCUCAGUAUGGUCAAGUUAUGGAAGCCAAAAUUGUAACGGAUAGAGUUUCAGAUAAAUCAAAAGGUUUUGGAUUUGUUACUUAUGCAUCUGUAGAUGAAGCUGAAAAAGCAAUAACUGAGAUGAAUGGAAAGGAUUUGAAUGGACGUGUUAUUUUUGUGGACUAUGCAAAACCCACAACUAAAUUGGGUGGUGGAAUGCCUAUAGCCAGGGGACCUCCCGAUCCAAUAGCCAAAAGCUGAUUGCGUUUACAAAGAUAUACAUACAUUUCAAAGACACUGCCAGUGAGAUACAAGCUUAUAUUACAUACUAAACAUAUUAUCUUAAUAAUUCCUUUGCAAAAUGUGUUUAUCAGUCAUUUCAGAUCCAUCUAGCCAUCCAGAGGACUGCUGAGCACUAGAAGCAAGAGCUGAUAGAAGUUUGCAUAAAAAUCUCACGGUUUAAGAAUCCAGUAAGGAACAUCGACUACUAAACUUCAUAGGUUGUUUCAGCCCUGUAGUAUUUAUUAUAGUUGCUCAGAUAAGAUGCACUUAAAGACUGUUUAAGUAGCAGACACUUAGAGCUCACUGCAAGAAGAAGAAUGGUUAAGAUGGUUUUAUAUCUUAUUAAUGUCGAUUAUGUUUCUCUUUAUUCUGUAAACUGUUUUCCUUUUAACUAAGAUUGGUUAAUUUA